GCGAGUACAAAUGAAGUUUGAUAAAUGUGUUAUCAAUUUUUACAAAAAGUAUUAAAUUAACGUUGUAAAGUUGUUUUCAUUUAUAAUUUCAUCGAGUAAAUGUCAAUUAAGAUUCUACAAUGAUUGUGGAACAAAUAGACGCAUUCAAGACAUGGUUAACAGCUGUUCUGAAGCCUAUGUGUCAAGCAGAUCCAGCUGCUCUGGCUAAAUACAUCAUUGCAUUGAUAAAAAAGGACAAAACAGAAGAUGAGCUCAGAAAGAGUAUGAUUGAACAGUUAGAUGUCUUUCUUGAGGAAGAUACUAAAUCAUUUGUGGACUUGGUGUUUCAAACAUUAACCACCAAAGACUAUUUAAAUGUUCCAGUGAUACCAAAUACCAAUCCACCUAAUCCAAAUACAUGUAAAACAAAUAGUAAAGAAGUAUCCAAGGAAACCAAAAUUAUAGUACCACCUGGAGAACUCAGUCCUAAGGAAGCAAUUAAUGGAAACACAAAAAAAGACCUUGAAGUCAAAAGAGAUCUUGAAGCUAAAAGAGAUAGGGAAGCUAGGAAAAAUUCUGAUAUGGAGAGAGAAGAACGCCCGAUUCGCAGACGUUCCCCGAUUCGCCACCCAUCUCUUCCUAGGAAUCGAACACGAUCUCGAUCAAGAUCGUGGGAUAGAUCAAAAAGAUCUAGGUCCAGGGAGAAAUCUAGAGAGCGUAAUGAAAGAGAACGAGAACAACACAGGAUAGAGAGAGAAAAAAGAGAGCGACCUGAUAGACCUCGAAUAUGGAGAAAUAAAUCACCUCCUAGAAGAUAUGACAGAAGAAGAUUGUCUCGAACUCCUUCACCUAUAAGAGUCAGAUCAAGAUCGAGGAGUCCUAGACAUACACAUAGGAGUAGGUACAGAAAUAAUAAUAGAUCUUCAGCUAGUCGCAGCAGGUCGAGGUCCUUGGAGAAAAGAGAUCGCAGGGAUUCUGCCAAAGAAAAAGAGGGGUCCAGACCAGGAACACCUCAGGAUAAUGGAGAAUCAGAAGGACGUAAUUCGCAGAAUGUAUCUAGUGCAGUUGUUCCUGCAGGUGGUAAAAAGAGAUGUAGAGAUUUUGACGAGAAAGGCUAUUGUAUGCGCGGAGAAAUGUGCCCUUUCGAUCACGGAAUAGAUCCAGUGGUACUUGAAGAUACCACCCUAAGUCGUGUAUUAACGUAUAAUCCUAAUGGUACGCCCAACGUCGUAUCAUCUGGAAUUGUACCCAAUCCAAUUUUAAAUGCUCCAGGUCAUCCAAUGAUGGGCCAAAGAAUGCCGUUGAGAUCUGAUAACGCGUACAAUCCUCAAGCGCCACAUAUAUGGAGAGACGGGAGAUUCAGAGGACCAAGACCAAUGGGUAUCGUUAGAGUACCACCCAUGGGCCAGUUUGUACCACCACCUAAUCACAAUCGAGAGUUAAUUCCAGUGCCUGUGAUGGAUAAUAAACAACCUGAGACAUAUACGCCAAUGUAUAAUCAGCAAGGGAAUUUUAUGAAUACCAUGGACCAUGAAAACAUGUACAAGAAAAAGUUUGACUAUAAUCGUCUAGGCAAUAGACAAAAAAAUCCGCAGAAUUGUUCCCUAGAACUGAAAAAAGUGCCACAAGGAUUGAAUAGUAUUACACAUUUAAAUAAUCAUUUUGGGAAAUUUGGAAAAAUUGUAAAUAUACAGGUUCAAUACGAAGGGGAUCCAGAAGCAGCUCUGAUAACUUUUUCUAGUCACGCUGAAGCGAACGCGGCAUAUCGCAGUACCGAGGCUGUUCUCAACAACCGUUUUAUCAAGGUAUUUUGGCAUAACAUUGGCCAACAGCAGCCGCAAAUCCCUGGACCAGCUGGAACAGUAGAAGUUCAACCAAAGGCAGAUGAAGCCGAACAACUCCCUGCUGAAGAAGAGAAGAAACCUAUAUCUAAGGAAGAAAGCAAAUUACAAGCCGCGGAAGCCAUUAAGAAAAACCAGGAAUUGAUCGCUACUCAGGUGAAGGUUAAGAAAAACCAAGAUGUUCAAAGAAAGCAAGUUUUAAAAAUUCAGAGCGAUUUAAGAAAAAAGAAACAGGAUUUGUUGGAGAAACAAUUGUCGCAGCAGAAGGUUCUAAUAGAGAAACUAGAAAAACUUCCUACUGGUCCUCAGCGAGAUAUUGUUAAAGAAACCAUUAAAAAAACACAAGAAGCAAUCGAGGAAAUUAAGAAAGAUCUUGAGGCUGCUGCCUUAUCUGCUAAAAGCACGCCACCCAAAAAGACCAAAGAAGAAACUCAGAAGGAAUUACUUGAUACUGAGUUGGACUUAAUAACAAAACAACAAGAAGGCGCAGAUACAUCUGAAAUUCAAAAGAAAAUCUUAGAACUUAGAGCACGUGUCGCUAACUCGAAACCUACCAGAGGACGAGGUAUUGCCAGAAGAUAUACACCUGGAAGACAUUUGUUGUCUAAAAAUAAUUUAAAACCUCGACCUGUGCGUAGUAUUAACAGGAUUGCGCCGGUGACGACCGUAGUACCUGCUGCACCUGUUGUUACUUUCCAAAAACACACUGUAGAUCAUCGACCUACAAGAUUGCUUGUAUCUGGAUAUGAAGCUGAUGAGCAAGAGAGUGUAUUGAACCACUUUCAGCAAUAUGGCGAAGUUGUGGAUUAUGAGGUGGAUAAUUCACUUCCUAGUAUAACACUAAACUAUAAAACUAGGAAAGAAGCUGAAAUGGCACUCCUUAAAGGAAAGCAUUUCCAGGAUCGGACUUUAUCGAUAACUUGGAGCAAUACCAAACAAUUAAAUAGACAAAGGAGCAGCAGUUCCACUACAACAACUAAAACUGUGAUGCUGUCAGAUGUUGAUGAAGAUCAAUUGAUUGAUUCUAGUCUGCUGGAAGGCGAUGAUGAUUUGGGCCCGGAGAUUUCAGAAGAAGCUUUAUUACAAGACGACGAGGAAGAGGACGAAGAAGAUAGAUCCUGGAGACGAUAGUAGAAGGAUAAUGAAAUUAUUAUUUUUUUACCAUAUCGACAGUUCAGCUUUUUUAAGUUAGUACUAAACAACUGUCGAGUGUGAUGAGUUAGAAUUGGGUUUGACUGUUUUUUACUGGCUGUAUCCAGCCAAUAAUUUUAUGUACAAAGAUACUUGUUAUACAUAAUAAAUAUUAGUUUUUUUUAAACGAUAUCAGUGGAAAGUAGACAUGCUAGGAAUGAAUUUAUCUAAACUUUAAAUUAAAAAAAAUGUGAUUCUUUAGAUUUAUGGUCUGUUACUAAUUUAUAUUAGAAUUAAAUACAUAUUUUU
Molecule: messenger RNA, 3260 nt
Organism: Diabrotica balteata
Lineage: Eukaryota; Metazoa; Arthropoda; Insecta; Coleoptera; Chrysomelidae
Source: the annotation of a GenBank genome assembly